Molecule: messenger RNA, 885 nt
Organism: Saccoglossus kowalevskii
Lineage: Eukaryota; Metazoa; Hemichordata; Enteropneusta; Harrimaniidae
Product: folylpolyglutamate synthase, mitochondrial-like
Biological process (GO): tetrahydrofolylpolyglutamate biosynthetic process
Cellular component (GO): cytoplasm; cytosol; mitochondrion
Molecular function (GO): tetrahydrofolylpolyglutamate synthase activity; ATP binding
Source: RefSeq, a predicted model, not a curated record
AUGGGCAUUGCUCACAGAAGUGCGAUCUCGAUUCAGGUUGAUGUUGUCAUUUUGGAAGUGGGCAUGGGAGGCACCUACGACUGUACUAACUUGGUGAGACGUCCAACUGUCACUGGAAUUAACCUAGUGGACUUUGAUCAUACUCAAAUAUUGGGAAACACGCUAGAUAAAAUAGCUUGGCAUAAAGCCGGUAUAUGCAAGCCGGGUCGACCAGCUUUUACAGUCCCACAGUCAAAAGAAGCCACCGAUACUAUAAUUGCAAGAGCAAAAGAACUACACGCACCACUUCAAAUCGUACCUGAGUUGGGUGACUACGAUUGGCAAGAACAAGCUAUAGAGCUAGGUAUACAAGGAGAGCAUCAACACAGAAAUGCAUCAUUAGCAAUACAGUUAUGCCGUACAUGGAUCGAAGAGCAUGAAGCAAAUAUCCUUGGUAGAAAAACAGAUUUCGAAAUAGUUCACACCGACAUCGUGGAUACCUUAACAGCCCCAGCAUUCAAGUUACCAGACACCUUUAAAAAUGGACUACGAAACUGUUUCUGGCCAGCACGUUCACAGAUCAUAAAACGUGAAAAUGUUACAUACUAUAUGGAUGGGGCACAUACACAACUUAGUACCAGAAGCUGUAUCAAAUGGUUCGAACAAGCAACAGAACAAGAAAAACAAUUGCUAGGAAGCCGUUGUGUGAGAGUGUUGAUGUACAAUGUAACCAAAGGGCGUGAUGCAAAAAUGUUGAUGGAGGACCUCGUUUGUUGUAAUUUUUCAGCAGCUGCCUUCUGCCCAAAUAUCACUAAUAGUGAGCCAGGACAUAUUACUGUUGGUAGGCAAUUACUCUGUGAGGAACAUUACAGUUUCACAAUAUCAUCUCAAAUUUUACCCAUUUAA